AUGACCAGUGUCGCAGCCUUGGCUGGGAUACCCGCAUCCACUGGAAUUAAGGUAGUACAGCGCGCGCGACGCCACGUACAUGUGCUGUGAGGUGAAUAGGCUGCGAAAACGGCAACGCGAUUUUAAACACUUCCGCCUGUACUUUCGUGGGCGAUUGUUAUCGGUUUUUAAGGGCUUAAGUCUUUUAUUUAGGGAAAUAAAAGUAGAAGGAUUGUUAGUCAUUACAGGAAAAGGAACAAUUUGUGCUAAGGCAGGCUGAAGUUAGAGUACGAUUUUCGAUCGACUUGUGGUUUACUGAAAUCGCUUUCGGUUGACUUUGGAAUAGCUUAGUAACUUUUCUCUUUAUUUCGGUUUCUUGGAAAAUAUCCAAAUAUGUAGAUAUAUUUUAAAAGAAACAAACUGAUCAAAGCUUCUACUUGUAGAAUUUAGGCGAUCGGCUGGUGGCAAAGUUCCAAAUUUGCAUUGGUUGCGCAGUUGCGGUAAUUUAAAAUUUUCCGGAACCUUGUUUAUUUCUCACCUCUAGUUUUAGAAAAGUCUCUUUUAUUUACCAUCUUUUUCGAAUCCUGUAUUUAUCUCGUAUCUUUCUGUUUUUAAGAAUGUAUUCAUCCAGUGAGCUUGCGUUUAAUUUUUGAGAAACAAGGCUUAAGUUUCUUGGAAGUAGAACUUAUAUUCUAAUUCGUGUUUGCUAAUUUAUUACUGUUUACGUCUGCGUUAGGCUAAGUUAACCAAAACUUUCUGACAUUUUUUUCCAAAAUGUCGCAUGAAAAUCCUGCAUGAUCCUCGGAGAUCGUGUUAACGCACGGCUCAGCUUAUAUCUGAGCAGUUUCCUUGGUUGACAAACCCAUAGGAAAGAAACAAAGCUAACUGAAAAGCAUUCUUUAGCUCUGGUAGUGUUUCUAUGGCGCUCUCUCAUCUUUAUAAAUGUUUAAUUACAUCCUUUAAGGUGUUUUUGUUUUGCUCAACAGCGGCGAUAUCACAAAUGACUUUGUUUGAAAAAAAAAUAGAGAAUAUGACUAUUUCUCUCGUAUCAAGUUUGUUUCCUUAGGUGAAGCACUUACCACGAACGACGUUUUCCCUAUGCACAACUGGCUUUUAUGCCUUCAAAAAAAUUAUUGAGCGUUCGAGUAUAUUUUAAGUUUUGGAACUAUGCCCAAGGGAUUUAUUUUCUCACACCAAGAAAAGAGUAGUUGGUGAACAAAAACAUUGCAUUUAAUACAUAAUAUAUACAUUUUUAUGUAACUUUGAGAAAAACACCAAUGCUAGUCCAUUUUGCAAUGGCUUGCUUAACUAAGCACAUAAACUAUAAAUACAUUAAUUACACAUUUCAGAAGUUGGCUAAACUUGUUUCAAUUUGUUUGUGUUUUGUUUCAUAGCCACUGCUUUUUUAUUCAGCUGAAUUAAACUCAGCAUCUGAAACCAAGUCAUGUUACAUUUAAACCCAAGCUUAGCACUUCAUUACACCGAGUUUUUCUGCUGCUGCAAAAAUAACCAUAACUCUUGAAUCAACAUCAUAUUAAUAUUAGAGCUAGAUGAGCUCCAUGAAGGUUCAUUAUCAUGAAUGAUAUUGCGACAUGACAAAUAUUAGAAUAAUUUGACAUUAUUGGAGUUGCUGAGAGCAUCUGAAACAACAAGACAAAAUCUGCUUUGUUGCAAAACAUCAGUGAGUUAUUGCAGAUUUGUGGCAAGAUGUCAACCCUGUUUUACUGUAAUGACUUCUAACAAAUCCUUGACUUGGAUCAAACAUCAUGAUCCAAGUCAAAUUUUGAAGAUUUGUAUGGAAACAUCAGAGUGUGCUAAUGAGUCAUUCAUGCAAAUACUUCAAAAAUGCUGAUUCUUGGCAAGGAAGCACUUUUUGUUUUGCUCUUUCUGAAUACCUCAGUAGAUCCCAUAAUUUCUCAAAAUGAGCUUCUGCGAUGUGAUCACUUUUAAAAUCCACACCAAGCUCAUAAGCUUUGAAGUGAGCUGAGACAGAGUAAGUGUAGUACACUGUGAUACUUUCAGUGGAUGUACAGUAGCUGCCCAUUGCCUAAAGUGUAGUGACAGUUACCCUGUGAGCAGAGACUACGUUUUUGCGGUCUGAGCUGUUGUGUGGAACUGGCAUGUGGUAAGUACUUUUGCACGCCAGCUCAUACUGCGAAAAUGUAGCCUUUGCUUGCAGGGUAAGUGACAAUAUUCCUGUUAGUUUACGAUAAUAAUUUAUGGGGCAUCUGCCCACUCUCCUACUCAACUCUGAUUUUUAAUUUUGACUGUUGCAGCGCACUGCUGAGGAUUUACUUAAUAUGACAGGUAAGUAAUCUUUUUUUUUUUUUUUAACAAUAAAUAUUGUGGUCUUUUCUUCACAGACUUACAUGUAGGGUCCUCUUGAAUUAAUCUGAAGACAACAUCGUACUCAGUAUAAGGUCCAUCUAGUUAGCUUUCUCGGACAGAGAGAGCCAUUCUAGGGUUCAUCUGUCAUCCUGUGUACAAAGCAGAUGUCUGCCUCACAAGUCAAGUCUGACUUUUACAAGGUGUGCAAGUGUAAGCAGGGUUGUUGCUCCAGGACAGUGGCUCAGGAUUUCCCGCAGCUACUAUGAGGAUGUUCCCUGGCUACUGACAUAGAAAACUAAAGGAAGUUAGAGCCAAAAGAACCUUCUAGCUGUUCAUACCUGUCUACUGAUUACCUUUUUCUGGUAACUUAAAAUCUUACUGACAUAAAACCUCUCAUGCAAAAAAAAUUGGCUUGCCAUAUAAACUGCAACAGCCAUUCUUUAUCUUUUCAGACAGGCAGGCUCUUCUGUUUCAAAAGAAUGUUUUUAAAAACAGCUUGAGCAAUCUUUCCAAACAUCUUAAGGGAGUUGAACAUCUUGAGUGUUCAUUUACAAAAGUUGUUUGAAUGGCUUGAUCAACCCCUUAAGGAAAUCUCCAGUUGUUUUGUCGUAUGCAUACAAGUUUUAGAUAUGCAGGGCUGUCACUUAGAUUACAAGUUAACAGAUAUAUUCAAUUAGUAGGCAGGGAAGGAACAGCAAGGCGUUUUUAUUGGUUCUACACAUGUUUUUUUUUUAUGUUUCCCUAUGAAAGCGUUGGAGUCAUAAUCAUAGAUGUGUGGUACUGUAGUUGGGGGAAAUCCUUGACCCUUUAUACCCUUAGUGGCAUCCCUGAGCUGUUUGAUUGACAAAAAUUUGGUUGAUAACUUUUGGCACAUACUUGUUGUAAAAACCAUGAUUGAUGGGAAACAAGAAAAUCAAAGGAGUCAAAAUAACAGAGCCUAGGAAAUAAUGGUGACAUUCUGAGGUCUUAACGUUAAAGAUGACAAUAACUUUGGGUCCUGAACUUAAGCUUUACAAAUAAGUGUCUCGUUUUUAUUGAAGGGGGAAGGGAUUAUUUGAGGAAGCACUCACUCAGCUUAUCAGUAUUUCAGAUGUUAAGUGUAAUGUAUACUGCUAUAGCAAGAAACAGUGUGAAAGAUCUCUUUAGAAACCAUGAAGGCUUAAGAAUGCCUUUAGACUUGUUCAUUCAAGUUACAGCUUGCCAAAAGAACAAGGUGGAUUUUAUAGACCUAAUUCUUUAAUUGAGUUGUAAAUUAAUUAGCCUCAGGAUGACGCUGUGCAUGUUUGUAUCGACAAGUUAAUUUUAAUACAACUGUGGUGUUUUAAGUCUCCAGGGCGCAACUCUUUAACCCUUUGUAUGCGCUUAUUUUAAGUAGGUCCCAGCCUAGGGAAUCCCCAUACAAUCUUAGAAGGAAUACCAACAUUGUAACCAAACAAACCAACACCGACCGUUUUGCACAGUUUGUAACGUGCAAAUAUGCCACCUAUUUAGAUUCCUAAGUGCCUUACAUACUUAUUUUGUAUUAUUUAUUACCUUAGAUUCCCGUUAUUUCUGACCCUACCUGUAAUUCAGUUCUCACUGCAAAAGGUAGCAAUAAACCAAUUUAUUUAUAACUCAGUGGUCUUUAAAAAACAAAUCAAAACAAAUCGUUGAUGAUGUAACAAUAUUGGUCGACGGAGUGGUUUUAAAGGGCUACCAUAUAUUUUAUAAUAAUGUAGUUAGUGUUAAACAUGUCCUGUUAUUUAAUCCGACUUUUUUCUUUCAGGACUAAUGGGUGAUCAAAAAAAGGUAGAUCCAAAUUUUAUUUUAUGUUAUGCAUAAAAAUGCUGAUAUUGUUGUUGUGUUUCAUGUGAUAAGUACAUGUUUAAGAAGACUGCAAAAAGGCAUUUAUUUUCAGUAACUUUACUUUUUAGGCAAGAUUUGACCAAACUCCUUCUAAAGUGAUUCAUGUGAGAAAUGUACCUAUAGACGCUGUAGAUACAGAGGUAUGUGUUGAAAGACAAGAGUGUUGUUUUCUGCAUCACUAUAAAUUAAUAGCUGUAGCCUUUUUCUGUAGAGCUGAAAGAUGUCUAGAAGGAAGGCCUGUGAUUCAUGAGCUGUCUAUUGCAGAAUACAAGUACAUAUGCCAAAUGUGUACUUUUGUACAAGUGUUGUAUGUAAUGGUAAAAUUCUGAUAAGCGAUAUGGCCUUGAAAUAGCGAUAUAUGACAAAUGAAAUGGUGACAAUAAAUGACACAAAGAAGGGUUGAAACUGGGACAGGGAAAAGACAAGUGCAAAAUCAAAAGCCUUGGUUAACGGAGAUUAGCCCUUAUUCAGACAAGGCUGAACAAAAGAUUUAGAACUUGCAUACAAAAUUAAUAGCACAGAUCUGCCACUAUGCAGGGACUGGAUUUCUUAUGGGCAGAGCUGUUUCUAUAGCAAAAGAACUUUUUUCUGUACUGCGCAUGAGCAGACCUUGGGUCAUACAGUCUGUACAUGUACCAAACCUCGGAAAAAAAAUUGAUGGCACAUUGUGCGGUAAAUGUUGAUCAACUCUGUUUUGCCAUUACAGUUAGUCGCCUUGGCUCUACCCUUUGGCCAGGUUAAAAAUGUUCUCUUGUUGAAGUCCAAGAAGCUCAAUGAAGCAACCCAAGUAAGUGUAACUUAAAACUUCAAAACUUAAUUAUAAGCUACAAAGAGUAAUUAUUGGUUUAUGCAAAAGGCAUUGUCUUGAAGGAUGAUUCUCCAGUGUACUUUAGCAUCCAGCCUGUAUGACAUUUAUCCAUGUUUAAGUUUCCUAGAUGAUUUUUUUUUCUCACUUACCAUUUUUGCAAACUCAGUGUGCAAAGAAAAACGUGUCCAAUAUCCUGGCCAUGGGGCCAGUGGAUUUUGCUAUUAGGUUAGUGGAUUCUGUUCAUAGCUUGCCCCACAGGCAAGUGAAGUUAUUUGGGAAAUUCAUAUUACAGAAGAGCUAAUCAAUCCAGCUCAUCCAAAAAUAUUAUUGUUUGCGCAAGUACAGCCACCUGUUCUUGUCUAUACUAUAACCCCUGUACCUUGGCAGCAGCUCAUUAUAAAUUAUUACGAACACCUUCUUAGUAUAGGUGUUGUAUAACCACAAUUUCAUGACCCAGUAAUGAUCACAUUGAUGGUACUCCUGGCUGUAGAUGUUGAAAGGUGGUUGGUUAGUUGGAGGCCAGUAUGGAAAUUUGGUUUCUUUUUGUCUUCCUGUCUUGCAGGGUUUCAUUGAAAUGGAGGAUAUACAAGCUUCAAUGGCUGUUCUUAAAUAUUAUACUCAAGUUGCUCCCUGCAUAAGGUAAACUAGAGGCUAUAGAUGCCUAAACUAAACCGGGUGCCUUGUAGCAAAUCUUAGAUGAUGCAUGUAUUUGAAAAUUGUUGUUAAAGUUACAUGUAUGUUGAAAUCUAGAAGCUCUGAAAUGCAGUUUUCAAGCAAUCUGGACAUCAAUGGAGUGUGAUUUUUGACACUAUUACUUGCAACACAUUUAUGUACUGUAUAGGGGGUUACUGACAAAACCCAUGGUAUAAUAGUACAUGAUGAAUUUAAGUAGAAAUAAUAAAUGUUAUUGUGAUGUUGUAUUUUCUUUGUAUUAUGUUUUAGGGGGCAAGUAGUCUAUUUACAGUUUUCCAAUCACACAGAGUUAAAGACAGAACCCUCACAACAUUCUGCAGGGGUAAGAUCUUACACCUCUUCACUGUUCAUUGUUGAUUUGCUAUUUGUUGCUUGUAUGUUUCUCAAUUCAUACAGCCAAUUAUCUCUAAGAGGGACACCAUUGGGGCCAGCCCAGACACUCCAUCUUAAAGAGGUGUCCAGCUUAUAACGAGUUGAGGAAAUGUGACACUAGUAAUUAUAAUAAAAUAAAACUGAAUCCAAUUGCAAUAAAGGAGGAUGUCCGUUUUACUUGUGCAAAACAGUAAACCUUGAAUAUGAAACAGGAAAGUGGAAUCAUUUUGAAUUCUCAUUGUGCAAUCAAAUGUUCAUUACAAGCAAACAUUUAUGGCUUCGUGGUCUAAAACUGUAACGGUACUUGUAUACACUCUGCGAACUGGAACAAGACCACCAAAUGAUAAAAAAAUUGCAACUACAGUUGUAAUUGUCAUUUAGAACACCUACAUUUUUGUUUUGAGGUAUUUUUUACUGCGUAAAGCACUUCUCAAAUGUCGAGGGUUUCAAAAGUGUCUCUUGGCCAUCUUAUAGAGAUUGUACUGUUCUUUUUAAACCUUGAAGUUUUUUAUUUUUUAUUUUAGGCAUCUAAGAUCAUUGCUGCAGCUCAAGGAGACUUCAGCUCAUCUCCAUAUUCAGCGGAUGGACAGCAGGCUGCCGCUGCAGUUGCUGCUGCCGUCGCCAAAGGUGGGGCAAGGAGUAAUGUCAUCAGAGCAGUGAUUGACAAGCUAUGGUACCCUAUUACAGUUGAAGUCCUUUACAAGGUAUGUCUGAAAUUCUGAUUGCAGCAAGAGCUGUGACUGUUCGUUUUGCAUUGUGAUGGCCCACCAUGUAAAAUUAACUCGCAGCUGUAUUCAGAAGAAUUACAGUGUACAAUGUACUCUUAAUGUGAUGCUAUCAUACUAUGACAAACUGCACUAAGGUUUAAGAGGGUUGGAAGGUAUGUAAUGGCAAACACAUAACACAACUCCCUGCCUGAAGGGUGGUAUUAGUUAUAUCCAGACCUCAGUGGUUAAGAAAGGAAGAAAUUUCUUUUCUUGUGUGUUUAGAGUUUUUCCCCAUUAUGUGAGACAAGUUGUUGCUCUGGCUGGAAGGUUAUCAUAGAGAACAUUAUGUCAAUGUGAUUUUGCUUUUUUCUCUUCCUUGGCAGAUUUUCUCCAGUCUUGGGACAGUCCUCAGAAUCGUCACCUUCACCAAAAAUAGUAAGUGUUCUGGAAAAGUUCUGUGCACUAAAUUUUGUUUCUAUUGGGUUGAAACUACGCUGACACCCUAUAGUCACACCACAUGAUUUUCUGUUACAAACUCUACAGUUUAGACUGGUAGUGAAGGAACUAACGAAAGGUUUGUGUUGACUUUCAGGUCAGUUCCAAGCCCUUAUAGAAUUCAACAGUGUAACUGAAGCAGAGAUUGCAAAAUUGGUACAAAGAAUGUUGUUAUUAUGGCUUCCUUGUUUGACUCAUUUUGAAGAUAAAUGUAUUACUGUAUAAGUACUACACUCUAACAGCAUUUCUUUUCACUUUCCUCAGACACUAGNUGUUGACUUUCAGGUCAGUUCCAAGCCCUUAUAGAAUUCAACAGUGUAACUGAAGCAGAGAUUGCAAAAUUGGUACAAAGAAUGUUGUUAUUAUGGCUUCCUUGUUUGACUCAUUUUGAAGAUAAAUGUAUUACUGUAUAAGUACUACACUCUAACAGCAUUUCUUUUCACUUUCCUCAGACACUAGAUGGACAAAACAUUUACAAUAGUUGCUGUACCCUGCAUCUUGAAUACUCCAAGUUAACCACAUUAACUGUGAAAUUCAACAAUGAUAAGAGCAAGUGAGUGUACAUUUGUUUGUCUCUAAUCCUAAUCCAUUUGUCCCUGGAGAUUUUGCCAAAAACCCUUGUAAUGUCAUUGAAGCCAUUUUCUGGUCACUGUCUGGCCAUUAAGAAAUCAAACAAUAAAAUGUAGCUCACAAGUAAAUUUUGUUUUGCUGUAAAAAAAAAAAUUGGGGACUUCAACGGGAUUCGAACCCAUGGCCUUUGCGCUAACUCAGUUACAAUCCAUUUAAUCGUCUUCAGUUUUGCCUAUUUGUGAUACCAUCUUUCUUUUACAGAGAUUACACACGACCUGAUCUACCAUCUGGUCCAAAUGAAAGUCCUUUUGCUGGAGCCGACAUUGCUGGAUUAGCAGCCCUUGGUAAGCAGAUGCUUUUUUUUUAGUUUUUGCAAAAAUGUACAUGCCAGUGCAUACAUCGUAUUUUUAAGAUUACAUUAUUAAACUUUUAUUGUCAUUAGUUUCUGUUCUUCAGCUAUUGUAGCUACAUGUGUUGUGUGCACAAUGUUUAUCGUGAUGGUGAAUAUUAGGCAUGGUAAAUAUACAGUAUCACGCAAAAUUAAGUGACCAGUAUUGCUUUGUUUCUCGUGAAACUACAAUCUCGUUGCAAGUGAAUAAACAAAGAAACAAAUGUUUUGGAAUUAAGUUCAAGUAAAAAUCUGUAUAAGAACCUGGGACAGCAUUUCAGAUCAUAGGUGAAAUAAUGCUCUUGCCUUGCUGUUGUGCUCGACUGCAAAACAGCCCAGAUUUUUUCCUACAUGUACAGUAGGUUUUGCAUGCAUGGGCUGUCAAAGGAAAGGUCAGGAGUGAGGGUGAAAACAGACAGUGAAACUCGGGAGAGACCCAAAAAAUUAGAAUUGUCUGGUUUUCUCUAGUCAAACAUUUGCUAUGAAUUUCCAGGACGGCACUUUGCGCCUUGCAAAACUGAUUUUGAGAAAGACAAAAAAACAGCUGUUUUGCAGUCUACUGUUUUGGCCAAACUUGAAAUAGCUGGAACUGUUAUUUUUUCUAUCGGCAAACAAGUUAUUAAACCACUUUGAACUUCUUCCAUCUUUUGUUUGUCAGCUGGUGGUGGUGCAGCUGGAGCAAGUCUGAUGGGAGCCCCAGCUCUGUUGGGUCUUCUUCCUCAAGGAGGAUUAAUUCAAGCAAGUAAGGUAGUAGGGAGUCAUCAUUGUAAAAAAGGGGUUGACUGAAAUAUUCCCCACAAGAAAAUUCCUAUUUGAUCAGUGAUGUACAUGUGGUGGACAGUAAUAGAACCAACAUGGAGAUAUUCUACCAGAAUUGAGAUCAGUAUGCGCACCAUGCAAGGAGAGCCUUUCUUUUCCUUGCUCCAUUUUGAUUUACUCAAGAAAGACUCUGCAUGGAUCCAGUAAGACCUUUUCUAAGCAUGUGCUUAAUGUUACCAGGAUACAGUUCCAAACCAGGGCCUAAUAGCUGUUGCUUGUUUCAGCGAGCUUAGUUAUGAACAUCAGUUUAUCAAUGAACUGAUGCUCACACUCAAAAAACCAGCUUAAUAAAGGAAAAACAAGAACGACUAGUCAAGAAGUUCAUGCUGCUUGUAGUUGUAGCAGUCUGACAGAAAGAUGGGGCCUUUCUGUAGAUACUGUCAUCACAAAAGAAUCAGAGGAACCAAACAGUAGAGUUCUCCUGGGGGAUUUAUCAUUUGGUUGUAUUGUUUCUUUUGUUGUAUGCAAUUUGUACCUUGGUAUAUACAUGUACCUACAGUGUACAGAAGGAACCAAAAGAUGGCUACAUUUUAUCGUGGAUGUCUUGUGCACUGUAGAGGCCCUGUUAGGAUAAAAUUCAGACAGGCUACUGUACAUGUAUAAUAUGGCCUAGAAACCAUACUAAAACAGUGCCAUCAGAUAGCUGACAAGUCGACAAACGACAUAAGGAUGGGUUAAAUACCGACAGGGACAUGGUCUACUCCUCAAAAUGCAGAAUGACCCUAUUUCCCUAAGAGAGCCUCAGUAUAAGCUUUUGCUCAGCCAAAAUGUGUCUUUGCAGAUUUACUUGCAGCAGCUGCUGGUAGUCGCAGUGGAGGCAGCCCUGUUGUGCUCGUCAGUAAUUUAAAUGAAGAGGUGAGAGUGGUUGGAAUUUUUAAAGUGCAGUGUUGAGCCCAGUUGCACUGUUAAAUAUAAUAUACAUGUCUUUACUUUAUAUUGUAUGACAAAAUGGGGUUGAAGAAAGUUUGGCUUUUUUUUGUCCAAACCAUGAAAUGUUUUUGAGUGACUGUUGGAAUCAUAAUCCUUUACUUCACAAUAAUUUUGCAAAGUUGCAGCAAGAACCUUUUGUUGCAGGUGCUGUAAAAUUUGCAUUUAAUGUGNCAGAUUUACUUGCAGCAGCUGCUGGUAGUCGCAGUGGAGGCAGCCCUGUUGUGCUCGUCAGUAAUUUAAAUGAAGAGGUGAGAGUGGUUGGAAUUUUUAAAGUGCAGUGUUGAGCCCAGUUGCACUGUUAAAUAUAAUAUACAUGUCUUUACUUUAUAUUGUAUGACAAAAUGGGGUUGAAGAAAGUUUGGCUUUUUAUUGUUCAAACCAUGAAAUGUUUUUGAGUGACUUUUGGAAUCGUAAUCCUUUACUUCACGAUAAUUUUCUAAAGUUGCAGCAAAAACCUUUUUUUGCAGAUGCUGCAAAAUUUGCAUGUAAUGUGUUGGUAGGUUACCGGUACCUUAAGCAAAACUUAAAUAUUCCUUUUUUCUAUUUUUGUUCUUCUGGAAUUUCACCAAAAUAAUAACAUGUUGCAAUUUGACCAAUAAUAAAUAAAUUCGAAUAUUUGAAAUUUCAACCACCUCAUUCAACAAAUUUUUACGGUUUUUUUUUAGCAAAUUUUCAAUUAAAACAUCAUCCUUGGCAGGCAAACUAACUGCUUCAUUCAUUGUUCCUGCCAAAAUUUCAAAUUACAUGUAGCUUUUUUUAUCACUAUUUUUGGAUGUAGUUAAAAUGAGUAUUUUGCCUGUAUGAUGUGCAUCUAAUUCACUCUAAUUCUCAUACAGUACUUCCAACAAAAAAAUUCAUCUAAAGCAUACAGUUCAUGUCACCUUCUUUUCUAACAUCCAGGCAGCAAGUUUCAUGAGAGAAGUUUCAGCUAGCAUAAUCUUAAAUCGUUCUCUUGGUCAUCCAGGUGUACCUUUUGCAAGAACUUCUACAUUUCUGUAUUUUUUGUGUCUUAAAGCUUCAAAGUAACUGACAUUAUUUUGUUUAAUUUUCUGUUUUUAUUUUGUCUAAAUCUCCUUCUUUUUUCCUUGUAGCCUUAAAAAAAUUUUCACUCCCAGGUGCAAACAACUGAACACUUAAGUUAAAGGGGACUUAAUAUCUUUUUCAUCAAUCAAAACACAAAGCAUAAUGAUCAAGUUUGGAUAGCUACAGUCACCAAUGCAGCACUUCCUGGGGUCGUCAUUGAUGCUUGCUAGGUGCAUGUAUUGAUGACCCAAAGAAUAGCUGCUUAGGAGACCAGGGUCGCUUACCAGAAGUCAGAACUGGUGGGCUGGACCAGUCAAUUUGAAAAUAAAAUAGGCUUUUCCUGAGAGUUUGGCUAAAAAGCUGUCUGUGCUGUGCAUAGAUUAUAAGAAUGGACAGUCCUGGAUAACAGCUAAAUUCUCUCUUUAGCAGAACUGGUUUUUGCCAGCCAGUUCUUACUAAUGGAAGUGCCUGGGAAAGCUUUAUGUACUGUGCACUACAUUCCUGUGGUACCUUCUGUUUUGCUAUUAAACAAGUGGCUCACACCUUUGAGAUUGUGAUUAAAGUUCUUUGGUGUGAUCAUGUGAUCAUACUACAGGUGUUUAGAAGUGUUAAGACCAUUUUGGUGCUUUUUUUUCCUAACUGUUGUCUGUUGGAGAAAUGCUAAAUAGUUGUCUUCUAAAUUCAAUGAGAACUUUCUUUUAAGCAUUACUCUCUGUUUGAUACUGUUUUCAGUAUUUUGAAAUUGGAAUUGUUUUGAACCUGGGAGUGAACGUGUUUAUUUGUAUCCUGCAAUUUCUUUAAAACAACCUUACUCAUCUUAUGUUUGUUUCCUUCUUUCCCUCAUUAUGCUGUUAUCGACGCUGACUGAUGCCUACCCCCUUGAACUGUUCUCUCUUUUGCUGUCCACUUCAAUCUGCUCACGUCACUUGGAAUCCAUAUUCUAGAGGAUAAACUGUGACAUGCUUUUCACUUUGUUCGGUAUGUCUUUUUCCCCCAAGCCUCUGUCAUCACCCUUCUUGUUCAUUUUGUUUUUCCAUACUCAAGAAAGCCUGAUUGUGGAUGGGUAACCUUCAUUUGUUUCAGUGUUAUCAUGUUAUUAUUUUUUGUUUUUGAUAUUGUUUUUUAAUUUUGUUGGCAUUUCAUUGAAGAGCUAAUGCUUCUAACUUUCUCCUGAAUUAUUAAAUGCUGUCAAAGUCUGCUCCAUUAUGCCCAUUACCUUUUGAAAUGAAGAGAAACCUGGUGCCUUAGUUCUCCACAGAACUAAGAAGUUAUCCGUUGGUGUACAAAUAAUAUUUUAAUAAUUAUUUAAGGCAACCCUCUAAGUCCUAAUAUAUAUCGGCAGACAUAUUCUCCUCUCUGUUUUGGGCUGUGUUGUAGCAGUACUGGUGGACUCUGGCAACUUAACUGUGAUUAGGGCCCUCGGAAAAUCUUUAUUUUUUCACAAAACAGAUGACUGGUUUCUGACGAUUUCUUAUAGCACAUCUUUUCUGUACUCCAGUUUCUUCUAUAGCUGUAAUGGGGAGAAUUUGCUUAAGAAUCAAGACUAAAAUAUGCAGUAUUGCAGGCAAGGAGGAAUUAGAUGCUGGUCUCUAUUAGGGCUUACAGGGUUUAAGAAAAGCCUUAAUCUUACAGUAAUCCAUUUAAGAAAAUAAACAAUGUAACAAUUCAUGGUCAAAGAAUUCACAAACCAUAGGAAAUUCAUGCUCACUUUAACCAGUCAUUUGGAUGUCCUGCUAAUCCCAGAAUUCAUUUCCUUUUUCUUUCCUGUCUCAAAUUUUUUGUAAUCCCUAUGGUGUGUCUCAUUUGCUACAAAGUUGUAGCAGAGUAAUGUCUGGAUUAUCCAAGUGGUUAAAUUAUCACCUUUGCAUCUUGAAGUGUACAUUGCUGUUUUUGAAAGUUGAGCGACUUCAUAUCACACUCUUUACAUUGUGGUAUAACAGGUUCAAUAAUGAAAUGCUUAAUGUGUGUUCCACUCAUAAAACAUAAACAAUCUGACUGUACACCAAUCCUCCAUCUGUAGGUGUGUAUGGCGACGUAGUUCGUGUAAAGAUUCUCUUCAACAAGAAGGAUACGGCACUCAUCCAGUUCAAUGAUGGUCAACAGGCCCAAACAGGUACUUCUUACAAUCAUCAUGCUUGUUCUUUUAGAGUUGCACAAAAUUUAUCAGACAAAUGAUUCAGAUAUUCUUUUGGAUCUGGAUGCACAAUGCAAUUCUGUGAAAUAUUUGUGUUGUGAUAUUUUGAUGGUGUUUGUACAUUUUGAGCCAACUUCUUGAAAAUGGUAGUCAUUUUGAAAUUAUGAUGCACGUAACAAACAAAGGCGGUCUCUGAAGACAGUGUUGUUUUAUACUUGCAUAAUAUUAAUAAAUAAUUGUCCAAUGCUCUUCCGUGGCCUGUCUUUCUUGUACUUAAUUUUCAUUAGCUUCAAUUCUAAACAGAGGUGAGAAAAUCAGCUACAUAGUACAUUAUUGCGAGCCAAAAAGCAAACGGAAAAGAAAAAUUUGUGCCAAAUAUUUACAUGGGGUUAAGCCAGUGUUUAUCAAAACUGCAUUAAUUGAAGAACCUUAAAUAUUGCUUGACCUUUCACNUUCAAUAAUGAAAUGCUUAAUGUGUGUUCCACUCAUAAAACAUAAACAAUCUGACUGUACACCAAUCCUCCAUCUGUAGGUGUGUAUGGCGACGUAGUUCGUGUAAAGAUUCUCUUCAACAAGAAGGAUACGGCACUCAUCCAGUUCAAUGAUGGUCAACAGGCCCAAACAGGUACUUCUUACAAUCAUCAUGCUUGUUCUUUUAGAGUUGCACAAAAUUUAUCAGACAAAUGAUUCAGAUAUUCUUUUGGAUCUGGAUGCACAAUGCAAUUCUGUGAAAUAUUUGUGUUGUGAUAUUUUGAUGGUGUUUGUACAUUUUGAGCCAACUUCUUGAAAAUGGUAGUCAUUUUGAAAUUAUGAUGCACGUAACAAACAAAGGCGGUCUCUGAAGACAGUGUUGUUUUAUACUUGCAUAAUAUUAAUAAAUAAUUGUCCAAUGCUCUUCCGUGGCCUGUCUUUCUUGUACUUAAUUUUCAUUAGCUUCAAUUCUAAACAGAGGUGAGAAAAUCAGCUACAUAGUACAUUAUUGCGAGCCAAAAAGCAAACGGAAAAGAAAAAUUUGUGCCAAAUAUUUACAUGGGGUUAAGCCAGUGUUUAUCAAAACUGCAUUAAUUGAAGAACCUUAAAUAUUGCUUGACCUUUCACAUCAUUGAUUUCUUCCACACUUGUAUAAGCCAUUAAUUUUCAGUCUGCCCAACCCUAUUGUCUGUUCACUGUAAUUGGUUAACAGUUUCAUGAAAGCAUUUACAUGUAGCAUAGACUAGAAAGGCAUUUAUCUUCUUAAAAUGACCCGGUCAGAAAUGGAUCUGGAGUUCUGAAGAUUUUUUAACUAGUAACUUAAGUAUAGGCUAGUUGUUUAAAUAACCCUUGGUGUCUUAAAGGUCUUUACUGAGUAAAUGUUGUUUUCAUUCUCAGCGAUUUCAAUUUUGAAUGGAGUCAGAGUUUAUGGAAAAGAAAUUAGGGUCACAGCAUCUAAACACUACUCAGUCUCUAUGCCCAAGGAAGGAGAUGUAAGUUGUCAUGAUUCAUUAGUAGAGUGAUUUUAGUGUCCUUUUUGAACGGUUGUUUUUGCUCCAGUUUUAUAGGGGUAGUCUCAACAGAGAAACUUUCAUUUCCUUUUAUUUUCAGGAAAACAAUCUGACCAAAGAUUUUACAAACUCACCUCUACACCGCUUCAAAAAGCCAGGAUCCAAAAAUUUUCAGAAUAUUUUCCCACCAAUCAGAACACUACAUGUCUCAAAUAUCCCGUAAGUGUUGGCUUUCAUUUACCAAUAAGAAUAAUUAUUAUGAAUGAAACAUAUAAAUUAAUAAAUAAAAUAAACGAUUGAGAUGUAGCACAUCCACAAAGUGGUUCUUCAUCUACCUUAUUCAUGGUCAUGUUGGUUUUUUGAGGAGUGGGGAAAACUGGAGUACCCAGAGUAAAACCUCUCCGAGCAAAGGAGAGAACCAACAUCAAACUCAACCCACAUAUGGCGUUGACGUGAUUUUAUCACUAGUUCAAGUUUAAUUGGAGACUUUUCUCUGUUCAGCCCCUCUGAAGACUUAUUAAUUUUGUUUUCAAUUUUUAUAGACUGGGUGCUUACAAUAAGGCGGGGUCAUGGAAAGGGGGGCCUCAUUUUUGUGCCAUAGAGUGGAGGCUUAUUAUGAUGGGCACUUAUCAGGGGCUGGGUCCAAUAAUAUGGUAACCAACAUGUCAUAUUUCUAAAAUGUUUCAUUUGCUGUGGAAAAUACAGUGACUCAGCAACAGAGGAAGAAUUGGUGGAUGCUUUUAGUGAAGCAGGGACAGUGACAGACUUCCGCUUUUUCCUGUGAGUAUUUGUAGAACUAUUAUUGCAGACAUGCAUCCUAGAUAGCACAUACAUGUAUGACAGUCUUCAGAAAUCUUAAGAACCAAACGGUAGUCAAAGCUGUUCAUGUAGCAUGUUACAUGUACGCUUCACACGGGCCCAAUAAGUGCAGUUUCUCAGUUUUAAAAGCAAUUUUCUGUUGAUCAUAAAAAUCAGUUUUGGAAUUGCUUAUAUGGCUUGUUUUUCCUGUCUUGAUGAUUGGUGCAAUCGUUUGCUUCACUUUCUCAAACAAACUAAUUUUGACCAGCUAGCAUGCACGUGCUUGGCACCUGUCAAGUUUUCCUUGAAAACUGAUUGGCUGUUUCCACUGGUUUUAAAUGUUAUUUUAACUCGAGUAACAGUCACAUUAAAGAUGAAGCUGUUUUGAAUUAAGUUUCACCUUUUGGAAGUCACUCCACUGCCACUCCACUGUUUUCCAGUUAGUGCAUGUACUCUCAGGGGACUAUUUUUAUAUUUCAGCAUAAAAACAACGGGACGCUAAUCAUCUGCGGGACUAUAGAACUUAGCUUUUGAAGAAAUGCUAUGAUUGAAAAUAUUGAAAGAUUUAAACAAGAGGGAAAGUAAAAUAUAACAACUUGGGAAAUUCCUUUGUACUUAAUUGCCCCAUUAUUUGGCACUGUUUACAGGAAGGACCAUAGGAUGGCUUUCGUAAAUAUGACGUCAACAGAAGAAGCUAUUGAUGCUCUCAUUGUAAGUUAUUAAUCAUUGUAACUAUAAUAAUUCAAUUGAUAAUAGGCAUAUCCUAGCCUUGAUCAUGCAAGAACUAACUUGGGUCUUUGCUACUCCCAACAGAAAAUGCACAACUAUAAAAUUACAGAGUCAAAUCACCUGAGAGUAUCAUUCGCCAAGCAAGUGAUGGCAUCCUGAACUGCAUCGUUUGGAGAAGCUUACACAUCACUUGACCGUUCACGUCAUUCUUCCACAGUUGUAUGAACCAUUUCUUGCAAUCAGAUGGGCUUUGUAUAAAGACAACCAGAGUUCUUCAUGUUUUGCCCUUUUGAUGGUGGCGGGUAUGCAUUUUGGAAGCUACCAGGAACAUUUUGGUUCUCUCUUUUCUGUCAGGGUUAUGGCAUUUAUAUCCUGCUGUCUAGCCUUGUUUGUUGCUGAAGGAUUUCUCCUCAAUACUUCAAUACACUUCUCUCUACUCAGCAUUAUUUUUUUUGGCGAAAGUACUAUAUCCAGGGAUCUAGAGAAGGGAAUAGCAAAUGUUAUGUGCUACCUCAAAAUCAUUAUUCUGAGUACUCUUUGAUUAUUUUUAAACUGUGUACUUAAAUAUACAUUUCGCACGUGCAUCUUUUCUUUGCGACGUUUUUCGGGUAAUGCGCCAACAGUUAACGUGCAAUUUUUUUUCUUAUUUUUGGUGUUUCUUUGCUAUGACCAUAUUAUAGUCCUUAAAAUUUUCGUUUCCUUGAAUUUAAUGUAAUUUAACAAUUUGAUGGGUAAAGUUAAGAAAGAUUUUAAAAAUAGUAUAUUACGUUGUUAUGUUUCCAGUUUAGCAGGGCCAAGUUUUUCAAAAGCUUAUAAGGAUCAAUCUAGGUUAGGAGUGAUUUUACUUGAACCAUGAAACAGAUACUAACAAAUAGUACAAAACAGCAAGAGGGAAACAAAAGAAGACAAUGGAAUUGGUGCAUAAAAGUGCGUAGUAUUCCACUACCUGUUUCACGGGUUAAGUAAAAUUACUCUAGUUUCUUAUAACAACUAAUAAGUCACUUUUACAGCCAACCCAAGAUUAGAGCUUUCAGCGCUUCGAACAGUUUGAACCAGAGCUGCUUUAAAAUGUCCUAGAAUGCCAGUAAUUAUAAUGGGCUUGGGAUAUUGGGAUCAAGAAUAUGUGAUAGGGAAUUUAAAUACGCGGAAGGAAUUUGAUUUGAAGAGAAGAUGUUGAAACACUGAGCUAACACUGGCAUAUUUUCAAUUCAGCUUUCUUGAAAGGGGCUUUAAUUUAAGCUUAAUUUAGCUUUCUCAACUUCUUUGCGAGAAGCAUCAGUUGACUUUUGUGUAAUUAAAGAAAUAUGCAAUGCAAGGGGUAAAAACAGACUUGGAACUUUCUCAUAAAACUUAUGUCAAUGUAGUAAAACUCAGACGUAGAUUCUCUAAGUCUGCUACUCGGCCAAAGUGUUUCUUGUUUUUGUCUUUACUUUGAACUCUUUCACACCCAGUAGAAAAGGUAAAGACUUGCAACAAAGAUAAACUUUGCAGAAUAAUGAGGAUGAAAUCCUAAAGUUUGACCAUUCAAACAAACGCUACUGAGCAAAUACUUUCUUAUGGUAGUUUUUCUAUCAUGAUGUUCAAAGUGGUUUUAACUUUCGAGCUGUGGGCGAGUUCCUUUAAGUGUGACCACAUAAGUGAAAGCUACUGGGCAGUACUUUAUAAGGGGGUUGACCAUUUCUGUUGGGUGUGAAAGCGUUACGCUCUUGUCUUUCCAUUUUUCAAGUCAGUAUAUAAACUUUAAUUACUAUCCUACGCUGCCGUUAUUUGGGAUAUUAUGCAACACUGUCCGGCCCAAAUAACGUCUGCGUGGGGGACUAGUAUGUUGGUGAAUCCCUUCCAGUUGACCCUUCAACUCCCAUGAUUUGAUGAUUAAUUCUCAUUUCUCAUUACUAAAUAUCAUAUUGAAUGUUGAAUAAGAGAAUUUUGGAUCGUAUCAUUGGAGACCUUUAGAUUCGAGGACGAGAUUUGAUUCAAAGUUUUUCGCUUAUUAUUAAAAAGUGGACACCCCGGAAAACUCCGGUGUACUUUUUUCACCAGAAAAGGUUGCACUGUUUAUAUCUUUAUUGAUAGGAGGUUAAGCCCUCUUCUGAAACUUCUAACACUUGAUAACUUGUUUCCGCUACGACAUUCUCGCUAAAACGCUUAGGACAAUGACGACGGAUGUCACGUUUUCCCGCCAAAAUGUCGUUGGUUUACACACGAGCACUACUAAGCUCUCUAUUACAACAUCCAUUGGGUGAUAAAUUUGCCUAUUCUCAUCACUUGUGUGUUGGACAGUGUAUUGGAUAUUGUAAGGAGAAGUUAAUGCCAAUCACUCCUGGGAGUUGAAGAGUGAAGAGUUGCUUUUAUUUGAUAUGCACUGUGUUGCUAUGAGUGCGCCUCGUUAAGAAAUUAGGACUACAUUUUAUCAAGUAUUGUAAUUGUAGGUACGCUUGAACUUGUUUUUAGCGUUAAUUGAUGGUAUUUGAGGGAGGGCCUUGUAAAAACAUCAUUGGCGUCAAUUGCAUUUGUAGUAACUUUUCAUAUGAAAAGGAUUUUUUAGAAAAAUAAACAUUAAUUUCC
Molecule: messenger RNA, 18664 nt
Organism: Porites evermanni
Lineage: Eukaryota; Metazoa; Cnidaria; Anthozoa; Scleractinia; Poritidae
Source: the annotation of a GenBank genome assembly